UGACAUGCUAGUAUAAUGUUGGCGGUCGCAGCAUUUGGUGCACUGCAUGUGGAAUUUUCCCAGCCUGUGAAUCUUGAGGAAGUUGAGAAGAUAAACCCUGAAGUGAGAGAAGGAGGCCGAUAUGCUCCAAAAGACUGUAAAGCACUUCAGAAAGUAGCAAUCAUCAUACCAUUCAGGAACCGUGAUGAGCAUCUGAAGUACUGGCUGUAUUAUCUCCACCCAAUCCUUCAAAGGCAACAGCUUGACUAUGGAGUGUAUGUCAUCAAUCAGGGUGGAGAAGAAACCUUUAACCGUGCUAAACUUCUGAACGUAGGCUUCAAAGAAGCUUUGAAAGAAUAUGACUAUGGUUGCUUUGUAUUUAGUGACGUAGACCUAAUUCCAAUGGACGACAGGAACAUCUACAAGUGUUACAGCCAGCCACGGCACCUUUCUGUAUCGAUGGAUAAGUUUGGAUUUCGUUUACCAUACAAUCAGUAUUUCGGAGGUGUGUCUGCUUUAAACAAGGAGCAAUUCGUAAAAAUCAAUGGAUUUCCUAAUAAUUACUGGGGCUGGGGUGGCGAAGAUGACGACAUUUAUAACAGGCUGUUUUUUAAAGGUAUGAGAAUAUCUCGCCCAGAUGCUGUAAUUGGGAAGUGCCGAAUGAUUCGCCAUUCAAGAGACCAUAAAAAUGAACCCAACCCACAGAGGUUUGACAGAAUUGCUCACACAAGAGAGACAAUGAAUUCCGAUGGCUUAAAUACGCUAUCAUACAAGGUAGUGAAAACUGAGAAAUACCCGCUAUAUACAAAAAUCACAGUGGAUGUUGGCUCACCAAAUAAGUAGUGUUGGAGAGGCAGAAGUGAAGACUUAGAAGCUACCAUGGAUGUCUGAUCCAUAGGAUUCUUAUAUGUACUGUUUUUACUACAGUCAGAAUGAACAAGAAAGCCUCAUUCAGCUAUGCAAAUUUUUUCCCAGUCUCCUGGACAAGGGAGACUUUUUAAUCCCAAACUUGACUUUACACAACUUUCUAGCUCUACAGUAUUUUUGUAAGUUUAGAAACUGUAAAUAAGAGUUGUAAAUAUUUACAUUGCCAGAAAAUGCUGGACAUUAUGUAUCUGCUGCAGUGCUCCCCACAGAAAUAUUUUAUUCAAAUGUUAUUGUUCACAAACAAAUGAUGAAUCAGCAGUUACUACCCAUAUUAUUUCUUCCAUAUGUUAAAUUAGAUAGACGAGAACACUGCUUUAAAUUCUUUGCUGUUGUUACUUUAUGAAGGACUGGAAAAUGCUGCUAAAAUUAUACAAGUUUACACUUUGCAUUAGAUUUUUUUUAAUGGAGGCAGUAUCAUUUAUUCUCGUCUAACAUCAACCAAACCAAACAUUUUUUUCUUUAAUUUUAUGUAGAGCAAGUUUUGGAAAAAUUGAUCUUACAAAAUCUGUAAGAGUAACAGAUUUUAUUAUCUCAGAGGGGAUUUUAAUAACUUGGGUCCCAAUCCUCCAGUGAGCGCUAUAUAGACAGGACAUUUAGGCUUGGUGGGAACUGAACAGGAUGGUAUAAACAUUAUGAUUGGUGCAAGAAGUACUGUCUCCAGGUGACCUGCACGGAAAGAUGUCUCUUGUUAGAUAGAGCAGUGUAAGAUGCAUUCUAUUUUUUAAGAAAGGCAAUUUGGUUGUAAUUAUGGGCUGAAACUAUAGUCUUUUUUAAUUAAAAUUUACUGAAAUUUGUUUACUUUCGUAAGAGCUUAUCACACUAUUUAAAUACCAUAUACAUUUCACAAAAACAAAAUGCAUUUUUCUCAAUGUUGUACAUAAAACUUGAAUUCACUGUUCCUUUUGUUUUGUGAUAUUUUAAGAUGACGUGAGGGAAAUUUGGUUUUUAAAAGACAUUUGUAUGUUAAUACCUUAAUUAAACUAGGAUGCAGCAUCAUUGUUAAAUGAGGCUUAAAAAUAGCCUGUCCCCACAAUGACAGGUUCUUAUGUGCUUCAUGAUGUAUGAGCCAUGUAUUAAGUUUGCGUUACAGAUUUGUCCAUGAACUCUUCUGCACUCUUUAAUGCUUUAGUACAAACAGGACAGUAAAGAUCAGGCUUACUUUGCUGAUCUGAAGCCCGCAUUAAAAGUGUGUCUGCUAAGAUGUGAGAAAGUGUUCCAGGUCCAUACUCGUUUGUAACUUCUGCAGCCACUGAGGAGUGCACGCUUUCUUGUUCCUGGCAUUUUUAAACUGCAGAAAGGAGGCAGUGCCAGCCUAUACACCUUGCCUUUCUGUGUUAUGACAUUAUGAAAACCCCUUCAGCAUUAUGGCAUUUAGAGCAGGUCAGAAUUUCACCUCAAAGCACCGACAUCUCAGCAGUUUUUGUGAAUUUUUUGCCACCUUUCAACCAGCUCAAUCUAAAAUGGCUUAUGUUAAUUGGGCCCAAUCCAAAACUCUCAGGAGUCAGUGGGAGGCUUAGCAGGAGCUCUGGAUCAGGCCUGUGGGGUUACUUCUGCAUCUAGGUGUGUUUACCCCUUGGAGAGUAGAAGUGGAGCCUAAGUCCCAUUUGUUUUACGCAAGGAAGGAAGGGGCUGAUCUAAAGAUUGGGGGAGGGGGGGGGCUAUUUUAUUUUGGCCACUGGCUCUGGCUGAAGGCAUAGACAGAAGCCCCAAUAAGCCCAUGUGGUGCCUGGGGAGGUGCUUGCCCUUCAGUCUGAUUUGUAAGGGCUUGUCUACCGACACAAGUUAAAGUGAAGCCAGUGUGGACACUCUCUUACCUGUUUGGAACUGGUUCUACCAGCACAAGCCAAACCCAUGUGACGAGUAUCACAGGGGUAGCCGUGUUAGUCUGGAUCUGUAAAAAGCAACAGAGAGUCCUGUGGCACCUUUAAGACUAACAGAUGUAUUGGAGCAAAAGCUUUCGUGGGUGAAUGCCCACUUCGUCGGAUGCAUGCAUCCAAUACAUCUGUUAGUCUUAAAGGUGCCACAGGACUUUCUGUUGCUUUUUACAAACCCAUGUGAGCGUGUCCACACACACAGGUGCACCAAAUCUGUAUACAACAAUCACACCUUUAGUUAAACCAGUACAACUCUGGCUUCUGAUCAGUCUGAGAGAGAACCAGUUCUUGGCAGCAUUGUUUGGAGCUAAGACCUUAUGUGCCCCUGUGGAGCCCAUUGCAGGGUCCUCACCUAAGAGCCUUUGGGAGCAAUUGUCCUCACGCUAGGAAUUGCAUUACAAAGUUACUGAUGUGUUGGCAGGGAUGCAAUAGCACGUGGCUUAGAUCCCUUCCAGAAUCUGGGUUAAUUUUCUCUCUGCAAAACCCAUGCACAUGCAGCAGCACUGAUUAGUAGCCAAAUGUGGCCUGGGAUUUUCUAAGGAGUCUAAGGAGUGUGGCCCCCAGCUCCCCCCGAAUGCCAGGGGAAUGUGGGACCCAAACUCAACCGAGGCUCUUUGGAAAAUCCCAGAAUCCUUGUGGCCCCCCCCUCUCCAAUCUGCCCCCUUCUCCUGUCAGCUGAAACAUCGGAAUCUUCAGAGAUUUGUUUAAUCCUCUAGCUGCCCAACCUAUGCAAAGACAGUUUAUUGCACUUGAUUGUUUUGCCUUACUAAUAUAUGAAGAUCAGGAAAAUUUCUAUAGAAAGCUUUCGUAUUUUAAAUCUCGAAGAAUGGAAUUCAUGUAAGUGGUAACUUUCUGGCUGUUAGCAUUAAAGAUUUCUACAAAUGUGCCUUAAAAGGGAAGGGGGAAGGAAACCUUGAACCAACAGAACAGUGUGUAUCAUAUCAGACACUUAAGAGUUCCCAUGGGCUGAUGUUUUACUUUUUCUUUUACUUAUAUUUAAAACCAUAAACUAUUUAAGAAAAGUUUUUAAAAGACAAAAACUUCCCCGCCCCCACCUUUCUUAAUAAUAUGUGUAACCCUGUGGUGCUGGGCCAGGAUUUCAACAGGCUGAGUUCUCAUGCAAAGCACAUCUGUCAAACUGAAAUUUCUUCUCAACUUAACCAGCCCAUGAAGUCCAGUCAUUCUUCUCUCUGGGAUUUUCAGGGACUGUAGCUGUGAACAAGUAUGUAACUCAGAAGUGAAUUUUGACUGAAUCUUAGUUUGUGGUGGUUCCUAUUCAGGUGUUGAAAUUCACUGAAAUUAUCGUGUGUAAAAUGAGCAAAAUCAAAAACACAUAACCGGAUGUAAAACAAAUGCAGAUACCUAAUUUAUUCAUAACAAUUGUUUUUUAGAAUACUACGCAUUCUGGUAUGUGGCCUUUUAUCAUGUGUCCUUUGUUCAUUUGCUGGACAGUGUAGGUUUUCCACAUGUUUUCCAUAGAUGGUUUUGCUUUGCACUUUUAUCACUCGUAUUAUUUCCACAUGUAAAAGCUAAGGUCCCUAUGUUGAUUUUCAUGUCAAAUAAAGUAUUUUCAGUCUUUA
This is a messenger RNA of Trachemys scripta elegans, 4360 nucleotides long. RefSeq names its product beta-1,4-galactosyltransferase 1 (gene B4GALT1). Lineage: Eukaryota; Metazoa; Chordata; Testudines; Emydidae. Gene Ontology annotation, biological process: carbohydrate metabolic process; protein N-linked glycosylation. Gene Ontology annotation, molecular function: cytoskeletal protein binding; beta-N-acetylglucosaminylglycopeptide beta-1,4-galactosyltransferase activity. The record is from RefSeq and is a predicted model, not a curated record. Bases 16 to 822 code for a protein of 268 amino acids. The transcript is spliced from 6 exons.